This is a messenger RNA of Pungitius pungitius (ninespine stickleback), 2041 nucleotides long. It is a transcript of the gene tmem178a, whose product is annotated as transmembrane protein 178a. Gene Ontology annotation, cellular component: endoplasmic reticulum membrane. The record is from RefSeq and is a predicted model, not a curated record. The coding region runs from base 73 to 1086 and encodes 337 amino acids. Gene Ontology annotation, biological process: regulation of cytosolic calcium ion concentration; negative regulation of osteoclast differentiation. Lineage: Eukaryota; Metazoa; Chordata; Actinopteri; Perciformes; Gasterosteidae. The transcript has 4 exons.
UCUCACGGUCAGUCGGCAUGACAACGCGCUCGCGAGGGCAACGGCUGACGGGCGCGAGGAUGGGAGCAAAAGAUGCCUAGUAACGGAACCAGCGGACAGAACCGAGCAACAACGGGGACUGGCUGCGGGACCGGCUCCGGGACCGGCUCCGGGACUGCCCAUGUCCCGGCUAUGGAAAGAGCCCGAUCGGAGACGGUGACGGUGUCCGCGGUGAGCCUCGCGCUCAGCGCUCUGUCCCUGAUGCUGCUCGUGACCGCGAUCUCUACCGACCACUGGUACGAGACGGACACGCGCACUCACAAGCGCAACUGCGACCGCAACGGGUCCGAGUCCAACGACCAGAAGAACCGGGAGAUGCCCAUCUACCACCUCCCGCUGGUGGACACCGUCCGUCAGCGGGAUGUGUCCAUGAUGAAGCCCGUGCAUGUGGGCAGCAGAGAGGAAGAGCUGCUGGAGAACUGGAGGGCCAUUCUGGGGAUGGGCAUCCUGGAGACGGAGUGCGGGAGGCCGCUGUUCUCUGCCCACUCCGGCCUGUGGAGGAAGUGCUACUUCCAGGGCCUGGACCGGGACAUCGACAAGCUGAUCGAGCGGGGCAUUGCAGAUCGCUGCACACCUGUGAAGUAUCACUUCUCUCAGCCAAUCAGACUCAGGAACAUCCCUCUGAACCUCACCAGGACCAUCCAGCAGGACGAGUGGCACCUGCUGCACCUGCGUCGGAUCACAGCUGGGUUUCUGGGAAUGGCGGCAGCCGUCCUGUUGUGUGGAACCAUCGUGGUCUUAGUCGGGUUCUUCUGGGAGGAAAGUCUGACACAACAUGUCUCGGGACUGUUGUUCCUCAUGGCAGGGAUCUUUUGCACCAUCUCUCUGUGUACGUAUGCAGCCAGUGUGACCUACGACCUCUCCAGAAACCCCCCCUUCAUCUAUGGCCUGCCGGCCGAUGUGGACCACGGGUACGGCUGGUCCCUCUGCUGUGCCUGGGCAAGUCUGGGUCUCACCGUGGCCUCCGGCUGCCUCGGCACAGCCUUCCCCUUCCUGAGCCGGGCCGGAGCGCUGCGCUCCAAGACCGCCCGCGAGUCCUCCGUCUGAGCCGCUGCCUGUCAAUCAAACGGGGGGAGGGCUUAAGGACGGGCUGCACUUGGUGGAUGUGAGCCGGGUUCUGCUCAGGUUCUGCCCUGGUGAGGAGGCGUUGGCCUCCACGUGGAGGACGUCUACACCGGUUUAUGAAUCACACUUCUGUCAUUGAGUCUUGUGUUUGCUGACCUCCAUUGGUUUAACUUCUCACCUGUGUGCGAUGAACAGGUGCUCUCCUGUACCCCGUGACAUCAUCACUAGGUGUAGCUACAGGUGCAGGACCACAGUGCGUGUGGUGUGACCUGUAGGAGCUAGCAUGCUAACAGGUUAUCAGGGUCAGUAGCCUCUGUCACUGUAAAUGCAGCCAAUCAGCCUCCUUCUCCUCUGCUUUUUGUUUUUUCACACCUACAGUUCUAAAGAAGAACAUAGAGGAACAUAUUUACAUAUGUGAAGAUCCUGCUUCAGUCUGCUUCCUGAAAACACCCGAACCCUGAAGGUAGCGAGUACAGUAAAGAACGAGAGCAGCAAUUUUCAGAAGUAGUACCUGAAGAUCUAGAGCUGCAUGUAUCCAUAAGGAGAUCAUUUGGAUUGUGUCUGGAUUAUUUUGUUUCCAGCGUUCUCAUAAUUCACGUUUUACAAAAGAGAGUUCAGGUUCUCUUUUAGGAAUCAGAUGAAUUCUUUCAUGCAUCUUCAGGAUGAGAAGAAUCAGGUCCAAACUGUAAAUACUAUGGAAUGACUAAAAACAAUGUGAUGUAAUCUCUAUGGACUGAUUCAACUCUCAUCCAGCCAAACAGAGGAAAAUAGAAGUUAAACAGGUAUUAUUUAAAACAUCAAUAGUGAUAACAUCACAGCCAGUUGUAAUUUCAUUCAAUUUACUUUUUUUGUGUAGCCCAGAAUCACAAUAACAACAAUAAGAAUCCUUUACUUUGGAGGAGAUCCUCGUCCUGUGAAGGACAGACUGCUCCAUGUC